GUUUCAGGCUCUUCCAGCAGCAGACCGGACUUUUGCCAGCGCAUACCUGCCAGAUGCCCCUCCCCUUCUCCCCCCCGCCCCCCCUCCCUCGCACUCCCCUGUCUCUCUCCCCUUGUCUCGCUCCACUCAUUCAUCCCUCGUUCUGCCAGUUACAAGGCAGAGAGUGUGGCUGAAGGACACGGCACUACGCUCAGAUUCGGUGGAUGGACUUGGAGAGCCUGAUCCGACAUCGGGUAGAUACCAUCACACCAUCAUCCCUUUCCUUCUUCCACUCUUUGAAUGUCACCUCCAUGUCUGGAAUGAUGGAUCGCUUCAUAUCUUUUCUCUCACUUCUCCCAGGAUGAAGUCCACACUGUGAUGCCAGAGGGGCAUGAAUGACUCUAAACGGGGGUUGUGGGGGGAAAAAGGGGCUACUGCCUUAUUUCGCCGAGCUUAUACCUCAGGUCUGCACUUCUUGAACUUGCGCUGUCAUUCUGUGGAGCCGUGACAGGAGGAAAUGCUCACUGGACUGUUGACGUUUGGGACAAUGUGGGCUUCUCAUCCACAGUACUGGUCUGAACCGACUCCAUUUUUGUCUGGAUUCCACAAUUUGGCAAAUGGUAGAACCAAACUUCCCUGUAGCUGAAGGGAAAAGGGGGUAGUGCCACGUUGGACUGGAACUAAUUUAUUUGGGUGAUAAAAAUAUGACCUAUCCAAAUAGAAGAAGGCAAACAAAUCAAGGCUUUUUCCUGAUUUGAAUCUUCAAAUUCAGUAUUUGGGAGUUCACCCAAUCUUUUCUUUCCUCCAUCUUCAUCUUUUCCUGGUGUUCCAGCUCAUCAUCAGAAGACGUCCCCUAGCCCUGCUCCGUCGCCCUGGGUGAGCGGGCAGGGGGGUGGCCCACAGUACCCCCCGACAUCUGGGCGUCAGCAGGCCGGCGGCGGCUGGUGAGGAAGCGGCAGAGCCUGUGGUGGGAAGAUGGCCGCCCUUGCCAGCUCCCUCAUACGGCAGCGUCGGGAGGUCAAGGACCCCCAGACCAACCGGCAGAUUGCCAGCAAGAGGAAGCCGUGUCCGAAAAGCAACAAGUCACUCUGCCAGAAACAAAUCCUUAUUUUAAUAUCGAAGGUUCGAUUAUGCGGCAGUCGAGGGAGAAAAAUGGAAAAAAGACCGGAGCCGCAGCUGAAGGGCAUCGUCACGCGGCUCUACUGCCGACACGGCUUCUACCUCCAAAUGCUGCCAGACGGAACCAUGGAAGGCACAAAGGACGAAAGCAGCUCCUUCUUGCAGUUCAACUUGAUUCCUGUGGGCCUCAGGAUAGUGGCCAUCCAGAGUACUAAGGCGGGGCUCUACGUGGCCAUGAACAGCGAGGGCUACCUCUACACUUCGGAACACUUCACACCAGAAUGCAAGUUCAAAGAGAGUGUGUUUGAGAACUACUAUGUCACCUACUCGUCCAUCCUGUACAGACAGACACAGUCAGGUCGGGCCUGGUACAUCGGCAUCAACCGAGAUGGGCAGGUCAUGAAGGGGAACCGUGUCAAGAAGACAAAGGGAGCUGCACAUUUUCUACCUAAACUCAUUGAAGUGGCCAUGUAUAGAGAACCGUCCCUGCACGAAGUCGCUGAGCAGAGUCCACCCAGGAAGACGCCCAAGACAUCCAGCGACUCGCCUGUGCUCCAGAAUGGCAAGAAAGACACUGAAACCAAAACGAAAACCUCAUCUUCCUAGCGCUUACAGACAAACAAUGGAGGGACGAAGCCCCCGAAGGACACCUGAACAGAGUUGCCAGAUUAAGGAUCCCUUUGAGACUCUUUGGCUACUAUAACGGGUACAAGGCCUCAAAACAAUAAUUGCUGUCCACUUUAAUGUCCGAACCUUGGUGUGAAAAAAAAUUGGGAAGCAAUAACUUCAAAGAGAGGCAUCAUAAUAUGGAAGAGGUGAAUCCAGGGUUUCCCCUUAAUGUAUUUGAUCGUGUCGGUGCACCACGACAACAUAUUAGCCACAACACCUUAAAAAUUUGCAGUUUUACAUGAAAACUAAAUAAUAUAAUAUAAUGUGUUGCCGCGUCCAUAAGACACACUAAGUUUGAUACUCUUUUUAGAUUUUAUUGCCAAUUUUAUGCUAACAACGGGCCCAGUUCCAACAAGCAUUUUCUCCGCGCACACACAUCUGUCUCUGUACACACAACAACACUUUGACAUUUUCCACCAACACUGUGUGUUCACAAACCAUGGGAAAAAUUAACAUCAUAACACACUAACAUACACAUUAACACCAGCAGGUAUUUACAGUAUGAAUGGAGAUUUAUAUAGUCUUUUAGUUGCGCACUAUUGAUUAGUGAUGCACCGAAAAUCUGGCCGCCAAAAAACUACGUACUUUGGUCACCGGAACAGCUCUGCCAAACCCAAAUGUGAUGUCAUAAGCCAUAUGCAAAGGGUUGUCUGGAUCGGAGGAAGCAUGUCUGCAAUGUUGACAUACUUUAAUAUAUCCAAGAUAAACAGUGAUCUACCCAAUUUAAGAUGACAGUGGCGGCUUUUAAGGAGUGGAAGGUUCCACGCAGCGCAAAGCAAGUGUGACGUCAGACUCGCUGCAAUCCAAAAAGGUUCAUUAGGUCUUCAAAUAGUUAUUGAAUUUGUUAUUCUUAUAGCUACACCUGUGUGUUUAUUUCCGUACCUGACGGUUUCGGCUAAAACUGUUGCCUUCCUUAGAGUUUGUAACGUGAUGAAGGCAACAGUUGUAGUCGAGAAGGUCAUGUACGGAAAUAAACAGACAUGUUUGGCUAUAAGAAUAACAAACUGCAGACUCACCGCAGUUCGCUUUUUGUCACGGACAAAGAGCGACAAGAUAAUUUCUAAACAUGAGUACAGUUUACAAUAACACCAGGAAUAAAUGCUAGAUUUGUUUUUGAUUUUAAUAUAAAAAAAAUAAUAAUAAAAAAAAAGGACUGAAAGGAUUGGCGAAAUCGCUACAACCAAUUACAUUGUACAAUUCAAAAAUCAUGCAAAACGAUAUUUAAGAAAAACAUAUUUUCAUAGAAUUAUUAACACAUUUUCAAUAUAUCUAUGUAUGUAUGUAUACAUUUUUUUGCCUUUUUAAAGACAAUGCAUCAUCGCAAAUAAUGUAAUGGCGUCAUACUGACCACGUCCAUACCCAGGCCCUUAACCACGCCCCCACCGUCACAGAUAUCUUGGCAAUCUAGGGGAAACCCCGGAAUCAGAUGCUUUCUUGUCAUAAUCAUUAACUAUAUUUCCCAGUUGGUCCAGCAGCCGAAUCUUCCUGGUGUUUCUCACGAGUGCAAUGGUAGAACGUGGUUUUGGUUUGACUGGUUCUACAGCCAUCUGCGUCAUCUAUGCAUGUCUGGAAGUUUUACCGUGGCCCUAUUUGUGUGUAUGUGCGUGCGUGUGUGUGUGUGUGUGUGUGUGUGUGUGUGUGUGUGUGUGUGUGUGUGUGUGUGUGUGUGUGUGUGUGUGUGUGUGUGUGUGUGUGUGUGUGUGUGUGUGUGCAUGCAUGUGCGUUCCAUUUACCACAAGUCUGAUUUGUUGAGUUUGUGAGAUGUACUCAAUUUUCUACUCAGUGUUAAUAGAGUUGAUUGGCAUCCGUCAACUCUUUAAUGAGAAGCGUAGAAAGCAUCCUCAGUACAUUGUGCAUUCAUACAAACGCACUUGAUACAGUAUAAAUGAUUUCCCUAACAAAUACACACAAGGCGGCGUAGUGAUGUGAAGCUUUAGACUGUUGAGGAAGAUUACAAUUAGCAGAUGAUAAAAUGGUAUACUUGUUAUAUUUUUGCUUGUAUGUUGAUGACAUGUUUGAAGCAAAAUUGAAAUGACUGACACACAAAUCAUUGAGAUGAGAAACAAAUGUCUAAUUACUGACAUAUGAAAGACUACCCUAUAGAGAUCCCUUUACUUUAUUCCCCAAAUCAUGGAUACAUGUAAUGUUAGCAAUAUUUCCUCAGUGACUGCGCAAGAAAGGACGAAAUAUAAAGGCGUUUUACUUUGCAUUCAAUUAACCCAUUAAACAUUGCCAUUAUUGUUA
Molecule: messenger RNA, 4011 nt
Organism: Nerophis ophidion (straightnose pipefish)
Lineage: Eukaryota; Metazoa; Chordata; Actinopteri; Syngnathiformes; Syngnathidae
Product: fibroblast growth factor 11-like
Exons: 5
Coding region: 955-1704 (249 amino acids)
Biological process (GO): animal organ morphogenesis; positive regulation of gene expression; cell differentiation
Cellular component (GO): cytoplasm
Molecular function (GO): fibroblast growth factor receptor binding; growth factor activity
Source: RefSeq, a predicted model, not a curated record